UCUACUUAGUUACUUAGAGAGAGAGAGAGAGAGAGAGAGAGAGAGAGAGAGAGGGAGUUGUUGAUAUUCAUCUCUAUAUAUAUUUGGUUGUUCACCUCUCUUUGUGUUAUUAAAAGGAAAAUCCAUUAGAGGGUAUUCUUUGUGAAAAAAGAUGAAUGUGUUGGCCUCAGAAUGCAGUAGUGGUUGUGAGUCUGGUUGGACUCUAUACUUGGAACAGUCUAAUUUUCUUUCUCAUAAUCCAAGUGCUUCACAUAGAGAUAGUGGUUUCUGUGAUGAGUACAAGGAUAAAAGAAGUAAACAAGCUGAUGGAGAUGAGGAGGAUGAAGAAGAAGAGGACCAGUCAAUGGUUUCUGAUGCAUCUUCUGGGCCUCCACAUUUCAAUGAAGAUGAAGUUUACUUAGAUGAUAAUACAAAUAAUAAUAUUAAUGGGUGUUUCUAUCCUCCAUCCAAGGAUCUUGGACCUUUGAAGUUUACAGGAAAAAAGCAGAGAAUCAAAGAAAAAGGUAGGCGCUCAUGUGGUGAUCAACAACAACCACCAUCUUUUCUAGAUGACACUGCCAGCUCUCCUGUAUUCAACUACUCCAAGAAUAACUUCAUUGUGUCCAAUAAUCAAGCUUCUGGGGGUAGUAGCAGUGUCCUGGAUUAUUCACAAGGCUUCUCAUCUACUCAUUUUCAGGGGAGAUCUGCAUACCAAGACCACUUUGGUUUCCUACAAUCUACUCUAUCUGGAAAUAACCUUCAGAACAACCAAUGGUUUCAAGGGUAGGGGAUUGGCAUGAGAUGAAGGAAAGGGAUAUCUUCAUCAUCAGUUGCUGGUCUCUUCUUCUUUCUACCACUACAGCAGCUGCUGUAUUAGUUUCUCAAGUAGAGAUGGUGGGGAGAGGCUGCAAAAAGUAGAAGGAAUUGGAUCUCAAAAGGGAUCUUGCAUGUUCCUUUUUCUUUUCUUUUUCUUUUCUCCUUUUACCUGUCAAUGCAGUGGGAAACAACCUAAGAGAGAAGAAGUUAGAAAUAAAUUUUCAUGCUUCCAAAAUUAAAUUAAAUUUUUUGUCAA
This is a messenger RNA of Prunus dulcis (almond), 1051 nucleotides long. RefSeq lists its product as uncharacterized. The record is from RefSeq and is a predicted model, not a curated record. Lineage: Eukaryota; Viridiplantae; Streptophyta; Magnoliopsida; Rosales; Rosaceae. Gene Ontology annotation, biological process: cytokinin biosynthetic process. Bases 152 to 766 code for a protein of 204 amino acids. The transcript has 4 exons.